ACCUUUUGACGAAAAGCGUAACACCCAAUUGCGAAUGUUGACGUAAGCUUGGACACUGACAAAUCGUAACCGUAACAUCUGUCCAAUUAAACCGGAAACAUCGCGUCAUUUCAAACGCGAGCAGACAGGAAAAGUCGGCGAGCGACGCGAGACAUUGCGCGAGAGCCGCGAGAGCGAGUCGCCGCUUCCGCCAUCUUUAAAAGGACAGCUCUCAGCGAGAGAUUAUUGUAAACAUUUGAGACGUGAAAACAAACGCGUUUCUGCCAUUACGUCUAAAUAACGAGCCACUCAGCAUAGUCUAACGCUAUAAAAAUGACGUGCGCAUGUGUCAAUUAAUACGAGUUCUUGCCGAAGGCCUCGCAAACGAAGCAAGUAAACAACGACAGUCGCUGCGGAGGUGUCGCCACCUGUUGUCGCCUUCUGACGUCACCAUGAUGGCGGCGGAGGCGCAGCGUAAUGUAUGAAACCGCGGUUGGCGAGUUUGGCUCAUGUGCGUUGUUGGACGGAGCGAACCCCAGCGCCAACCCGAACCCAUGUCGUAGCCGCCGAUCAGCCGACACGGCCUUGUUGGAGCCGGCAACGAUGGACCCUACGUUCAACGUGGGGCGGUUCACUGGCCCCAAGUUCAGUCAUUCCCACUAUCAAAACAACAUCGUCGUCGAAGCAGCCGCCGUGCCGUCGCCCUGUCAAGGCAGCCAUCAAGGCAGCGUCGCAAUGCCCACAGAACGGCGGAGCUCCGUGGGUGACGGAUCGAGUCUGGACCCCGUGGCGGGGGGAGCCUCAAGCUCGAGCGACGAGACGUCCACGGACUGCAAGGACUCUGCAUACGUCUCCAGCGAGAGGCUCACCGUCAUGGACACGAGCCCCCCUUGGACAGCUUCGUCUCCGGACUUCGGACCGGAAGUGAUGUUCGACCGCCUCACGGAGCUCGCCAUCAUCGCAACGAGCCCGGAGAGCCCCCUGCUCAGGGCCUCACCUCCGCUCCUGGGCCCACCAUCCGCGGGGAGCGGUCCGGGGUCGCCCCAGUGCCGCCAGCGGUCCCUGAGCCUGUCGGCCCUGCACUCGUACGCGCGGCCGCCGUUGCCCCAGCGUCAGGCCCCGGGGAAGUGCACCACCCCGACGCAGGCACUCUCCGUGGACACCAUUGCCCCCAGCUGGGACUGCAGCAGGAGGCUGCUUCUGACUCCCGAAGACCGCUCUGCCGCCUACACCCUCAGCACCAUGGCUCAGCACCGCGUGGUGGCGGCCCCGGUGGCGGAGCCGCCUCCCAGCCCCGCCCACAGCUCGCCCUCCAAGAAGGGAGGGGGCAACACGCGCACCCGCCAUGUGUCGUGGCCGGACCCCAGCAAGCCUCGGCGCCCCAUGAACGGGUUCAUGCUCUUCGCCCAGAAGCACCGGGGGGAGUACUCCCACCUGCACCCGGGCAAAGACAACCGGGCCAUCAGCGUGAUGCUGGGCGACCAGUGGCGCAAGAUGAAGUCCGAGGAGAAGAAGAUGUACUCCCAGGAGGCCAAGGUGCGGGCGGACGAGGUGAAGAAGGUGCACCCGGACUGCUGGAAGCGCAAGCGCUCCUACUCCACCAGCCUCUGAGCCGCCCCCUUCUCCGACCGGCACGCCGGGUGCAAACCCCGCCCCCACCCGGUGCACGUCCGGUGCCGGGUCCCCGUCCGGAGGGGGCCGUCGCCGUCGUCGGCCGCCCGCGCACGCGUCUUCCCGUGCUUGCCUCGGCGGCCGACGCGCUUACAGACUGCCGCAUUUCGGCUCGCCGCUUCGUCAAAGAGGCCACCUUGCGUCGGGGCGAGCAGAUUCGGCAAGCGCGUGCUGUUGCGCGUUUGCGUCUCACUUUUGUUUCUCGUCUGCGUUUUCGUUUGUCGCUUUCCAAGUGAGGUUUUGAAGCCUUUUUUUGGGGGGGGGGGGGGGGGGGGGACAUUGAAGAAAUGUUUUAAAGCUGGUGCACUCAUUUGCGUUUGAGCGGAACCGAGUGUGUUGUAACCCUUUCGUGACGGCUUGUGACGAGUAGAGCCUGUGCUCUGGAGUUGCUGAUCGGGGUAGCUUUGGCCAACUUCCAAUCUGCAUAUAGUAUAUUUCCCAAAUUUCUUACUCGUUCCUCUUUUACAGGGGCCUCGAAAUAAAUCUGACAACGUUAUGAGCAACUUUUUCUGAUAGACAGCGAGUAGACCUGAUCCCGCAAGUACCGCAAAAACUCUCCGCCUAUGCUCCAUUUCACGAUAACUCGGCGAAAUGUGGAGGCUGCGGCUCCCACGACCCAGUAAGAGCGCUCCAUGGUCGAAACCACUAAGGCCUUGUUACCACCAUAGCAGCAGCGCCAUCCGCAACAAAACAUUGUUUUCUUUCUCUUUUAACGGCAAUUGAAUGCAACGAUUUCAACUCUAUCGAGAAUAGAUUAAAAAUAAGGAGUAAAUUUAUAUUUAGUUCAAAGAAGUGACUAAAAUCCGUAUCUGCUCCCAAUUUUUUCUGCUUGUAGAGGCGUGGCUGUUGGCAGUUGCAGCAGUGUGAUCGACUGCUCCACUCAAAACAUUACCCCGGCAUUAUAGCACCCGCCACAGACUUCUGGGGAAAUUGAGCGUAUGGUUGUCUGAUAAACUCUUUUCGAAGAGCUCGUAACUCUUAGGACAUGGCAAUGUUGCGGCGGUGGACGUCCAUCCCAAGUUGAUUGGUUUCGGGGCAGACGACUCUUGGCCGGCAGACGACAGCCGGUUCCUUGGCACAGUGACACAUACGCUCACGUGACGUGUUGUCAUGUGCUUCGCUCCAACACUUUUAUUGUGUCGCUUGGGCCGUAGCCUCAACAGUUUGCCAAGUUAUCGUGAAACGGAGUAUAGUUAUGCGCAGAUUGGAAAGGUUCCGGAGCUAUCUAACAGAUGGCGCUAGCGUACCAGUGUGUUUUCUCGUCGUAAGUGGUUACGGACGGUUAGGGUGGAUAUUAAUAAUCAAUGCAAUUUGAAUUGUCAUCUAUAUUUUGAUUUCAAUUGUAAUUUCAGUCUGACCAGUUAAAUUGGAACGGACUAUGAUAAGUUAAACCUUUUCGAAAUAUUCCUGAAAAAAUGUUUAUUUACCGUUUGUCCGUCAUUUUAUGCUUUCUAUGUGCAUUUUUGUUUUGUGUUUAAAUAGAGCAAUCAUCAUACAAGAAAAAUUAAUAAAAGACUAAACCAUCAGCUAUGUAAUGUCCUAUUGCAACAAAAUCGGAAUGCAGAAGAAAGAAAUGAAAUCUUGAAAAAGUAAUGUCCUAUUGCAGUCAAGUGAGAACUGUAAAAAAAAAAAUCAAAUGAAGUGUUUUAACCGAAUUAAAAAACUUAACCUGUGUCUUCUAGUAUGGCAAUGACUACAGCAAUGAAAAGUUGUCUAUUAAAUUGUAGUUUACAUUUACAAUAAUUCUUUUCUCUGUAUUGUCAUCGGUGAUCAGACGAAUUGCUCAAUGAAUCUGCCAUUUUGGAAAAUACAUUGGGGGUUAAGAAUCACUAUUUUCUAGCUGUAGUGAUUUAAAUUGGAUUUUUAUUUGAAUCAAAGAGAUCUGAUUUAUUUGACCUUUUCGAAAAUUUGUGACUUUUUUCACCUUGCUUGCAAUGCUGUCGAUCAUGCUCAAGCGCAAAUGUGUGAAUGAGCCUUUGAGGAGCCCCUGGAGAGAUCUUAAAAUGAGGGUUCUGUCGAUUCAGCUGCCUGUCUGCUUUAUGUUUGUUGUCUGCAGUGAUCGUGAAAUGCACUCGGUUCUUUUCUCUUCUUUUUUAUGUUGAUUCUACAAAUGCACGCUUGCAAACAUGCUUUAGCUUUCAUUUUGUUGUUUUGUUGGUGCAGUGCUCGCUGUCGUUUGUGACGUCUGCUCGGGUAAUCUCAGCGCUCGUCUGCUAGCGCCCGGCAGGCUAAAGUGCGUCUUUUGCUUUUUACUUUCAGAGGUGUGUUUUUCCAAGAGCUUCACGCACGGCUAUCUCGUCGUUCUGGUUUCUCGCCCUUGUCGUCUCAUAUUUUUCUAGACAUCCAUUUUUAACAGGACACAUAUUUUUACUCUUUUUUUUGCUCGCAGUUUUGUGCUUGUCAGUUGUUGAUGUUGCAUCCUCCUGCUACGACUUGCAGCCCUUGUGCUCUUUGGGAAUUUGAGUAUACACUGUCGCUUGUAGGGACAAAUUGUGCUACAUCCAAUGAACUGGGAACCUUUCUCGUCGGGCAGAAGAGCGGAGCACAAGGAGGCUAGUCAAGCACGUACCUUUCCCGUCUUAGUACAAAUCAUGUGUUUGGAGACCAGCGAGAGCAAGAUUUUAUAUCCCAGAGAAGAAAAAUGGACAAUAAAAGAAGGGAGGGAACGGUCGUGUGCCAACGUUACCCGCAAUCGUGCCAAAACAAUAUGCAAUCCUGGGGGGAGGCUGUUUUCAGCAUUGCACACGACAACUGCUCAUCGUCUAUCGAGUCACUCAGAGUAUAGCGUUUGCAUCAAACUGAAUUGUUGGUCAGCUUAUAUUCUUUUAGUUGCUAUUCACUUCGUGAGUGACAUAGUUUAUCUUGUUGCUGGUUUUAGGGCGAUUCUGUUGUAAAAAUCUGACCGACCACAACUGCACUCGCUUGCAGUUCGAGCGCAGGUAGGUUAACUGCGUAUGUUCAGUUGGCAGACGGUCAGUCAUAGAUUUAUUUUGUUUUCUGUCGAGAUAUACAAAGAAGGGUGCAUAUUUUUGGGGCACUCGCCAGUUUAGUUUUUUUUCUCUUAGCAAUACUUGUUGGGGUCUUUUUUCCCUGUGUCGACAGAAACGGCAAUUCUGUUGCCCUUUGCUCUUUCUGAGGAGCCCCUUUGAAUGUCGUCUGCAAGUAUGCGACACGGUGCGGUCCUUGUAACCGUAGCUUUUUUUGCUUUCGGUCUUUGUUUUCUUGUUCGCCGAUGCAGUGUCGAUCUCAUUGUCACCUGAUGACGUCCCCCGUGUUUCCAUCACUGUCCUGUUCUUCCCCUCCGUUUCGCAGACAAUUGAAAAGUGGCGAUUGAAGGGAGUGGCUUUACGGCCGCCAUUCAGGCUUUUUAGGGCGGCUUGGCUUGGCUUCGCCACUUGUGGGAGCAAGAGUAACGAUUGCGGACUUGGAGUGGGAUGUGAUCGGAGUCACUGAAGCAAUAGGGGAGGGCAACCCUGCGGGCCUCAAGUGUGAGCUGCCCCCGCUUGCGUGUUCUUUGUCUCGGAAUGUUUUGGAACAAAGCGCUAAAGGUGUGUGUAGCAUGUGUUAUUGGAGGUCUGUGCAUUUGCAGAGUCCUCGGUAUCUAACGAGUUGGUUUUCCUAAGCAUGCUUGAGCUCUCUCGGCGAGGGGAUGUGGGAACCACAACCUGUUUUAUGUGUCGAAUGUCGCUAUUUUUUUUUUUUUCUAGAGGUGUGGUAUUUCUGUGCUUUUUCUAUUUUUUUUUUUUUUUUAAGUGUUGAUCAUCACCUGGUGAACUCCUUGCCGCCCUUGCUGGUUUCGUAUUUGUUUCCUCCUUUUUUGGUAUUUGUCGGAGCUCCAUAUUGUGUGUUUUUUGUUUUUUGCAUGUCUGCAUGCAUGCGCGCGCCAAAUUAUUGUUUUAUUUGCUGGUUUGUUCACCACUAGUGGCAGUACUGUUACAGUAGGUGCCAGCCACACAGUGGGCAUCCAUGUGACUUCUCUCUAUGCGUGUAUUUGAAUGUCACAAUUCAACUGAAAUAGUUUGUUCCGCCGGUUUUUUAUGAGUAAAAUUUGUGAUCAGACUUCUGUUGAGUUUUCUGCAGGUGAAAAUUUUUUCGUUUCAAUGCGACCAUGACGUCUGUACUUUCUUCAUGCGUAAUUCAAAAUUGUGGAGGUGUCUCUCUUUUUUUUUUAUGAUUGAUUUGUCAAUAAAUUUUUACGUUUCAUACGAGUUA
Molecule: messenger RNA, 5862 nt
Organism: Ixodes scapularis (black-legged tick)
Lineage: Eukaryota; Metazoa; Arthropoda; Arachnida; Ixodida; Ixodidae
Product: protein capicua homolog
Exons: 7
Coding region: 457-1590 (377 amino acids)
Biological process (GO): regulation of transcription by RNA polymerase II
Cellular component (GO): nucleus
Molecular function (GO): DNA-binding transcription factor activity, RNA polymerase II-specific; RNA polymerase II cis-regulatory region sequence-specific DNA binding
Source: RefSeq, a predicted model, not a curated record